CGGAGACGUCAUUUCAACGAUUGAUUUUCUGAAGUUUGUUUGCGUUUUUCCGCGAAGAUAUACACAGUUUUUCCAGUAACUACAUUGCUAAAUAUGUGUAAAUAAUCUUAAGCAGAUAUUGAAUAAUGUAAAAUAACCAUGAACGUGCUUGAAAGGGCCGAAAAGGCCUUAGAAUACUUGAAAUCCGUCGAAGGCUCUACGAAGACUCAUGAACUCCAGGCGGCAGCUGGAACGCUGGGCCGGUGUCUCGGCGCGUUAGGAAGUCGACAAAACUGCGCUAGACAUUACGGAAAUCUUCUGCACUCUGCCAUACCGACAUUAUUGGCUCUGGCAAGCAACGAUAGUGCGGAAAUUCGACUGGUGGGUGAUGAAGCCUUGAACAGAGCUGUGGUGGGGGGAUUUGCAUUCCACUCCCACAAAACUAAUAUUAUCCUACAGAAUCAAAUCGAUCACACCAAAAACGCCAGAUGGAUCCGAGCAGCUCUCACGAGAAUCCUCCUCGGAGAAAGCUGGCUGCGUCCGGGUGUAGGCAAGAUCAGGAUGCAAGCUCAGCUCCUGUUCCCAAAACUCAGUCAGAUUGUACGGAGUACAAGCGAAAUACAGCUUACGCUGGAGGCCUUAGAGAGCAAUUUGGAUCGGAUACUGUCUGCUCUGGUUGUUUAUACUACAGAUGAGGAAAUUGCUGAGUUAUGCUCUGCUCUGCUCACUCACGCGGAGAGCACGGAAGCGGGCGUACGACGGCCAGCAGCCGCGUGUGUCGCAAUGUUGUGCUCGCAUAAGGACUCGGUGCUGGCUGAGGUGUGCUCCGCCGUGUUCAAGAAGCUGUGGCCGUCUACGACCGAUAACACGGUGAUUUUGGCGUGGUUCUGCGUGAUCAAGGCGUUGUUUCAGACGAAUGAAGUGUCCAAAUUCGCGGACAGUGACGUGUUUACGGUGCAGGAUUAUUUGCAGCUCUACUACCUAUGUAUCCACUACAUAGAGCGUACCACAACGGAACAUAACAUCCAAAACACAGUACUCGAAUGCCUCAGCACCCUCCUGUCGCAAGCCAGAGGGGAAUACAGGAAAGCCCUGUUGGAGAGGCAUCCGAGGAAAGUGUCCUUAGACCACAGGGAGGAGAAACGACAUAGGAGGAAUAUUAGUAAUGCAAGCAUAUCGUCUCGAGCGACGAUGGGUCCGCUAUCAGAACGUGAUUCAGAUCUGCUGUUCAACGGAGCCCUACAUUUGACUACACCCAGCCUUAGUGUUGAGGACCUUACCAUUCAGACGCCAGACUCUCCGGCGAGCGAAAUGGACUUGGAAGAGAACACAGAGCACUUGUCCAAAGAGCUUCUAAGUUACCACAAGAACCUGACCGAGAAGCUUCAGGAAAUCGAGGAGUCGGAGACGAGAGAAGAAGACCAUGUUGACCAUGGAGGUUUUGAGAGUGGAGUUAAGGUAAAUAUAGGAGCGGCAACGGACGAUGACAUUCCGCUGAAGUAUCUUGCCCGGUUGCUAGCUUCAAAGUUUCUUCUCACUGCCAACAAGGGAAGUGUAAUUCCUGACAGGGUUAUUCGAGUAUCGGUAAAAUCAUCAGCACUGAACUGCAUGUCCGAGAUACUCCAAUUGUACCCACAAGCCAUCACCGUCUAUCUGGACAAAGAUGCGGAUGCCAAGUCACACAAUAUCUCCGGCUCAUCAGAAGGAACAGAUUACAACCAAGACCACAUAAACGACUUCAUCCUAGAACGCAACGUCUGCUACCAAGACUCACUAACAGACUCCCUAACCCAAGACCUCCUGAACCGGAGCAUGGACAGCCACACGCCAUCACAACAAUUGUCCAAAAAAGACAGCAAAUCUCUAGAAAAAUCUAUGGACAGUGUCGAACAAAAGAGCUCCUCGAAAGACGUCCAAAGCAACAUCUUGGACAGUAAAGUUUACACCAAAGAAUUAAUCGCUAGUGCAAUGACGGAUAGCACUAACCCUAAUAUGACUAACAGUAAUUUCACUACAAACUCCAAUAUGUCUUGCAGUAACGACCCUACUACAGGCUACCCGAUGUCAAGCAGCGGUGACAUAUUAUCUUCGAGCAUAGAUUUAGACAUGAAAUUCGAUCAUUUCGGUGAAUCUACUACCAAUUUGGAAAACCUAGAUGCAUUUAAAAGGGAAGAAAAGAAACGGGCUUUGAAGAGGACCGAUGAAGUCCAGAGCAAAGAUGCUCCGAUUAUGGAAAUAAGUGAAGAUGGAAAUUUCGAGUUUCAGCACAUGUCGGAUGUUUUUGUUCUUUUUGAAGAACAUUCGGACCCUCAAAUAAGGGGGUUGGUGAGAGUGUGUAUAGGGAAUUAUUUGAGUGCGGCGUUAGAACUUUCACAUGGGGAUUACAAUAGGUGGAGGAAUGUCAGUGCUUUGCCGAAGGAAGUUAGUGAUAAUAUCAGUGCUGAAAAGCUGGUGAAGAUCAUUUUAAAGGGUUUAACCGACGAAAUACACUCAGCAGUGAACCACACGCUCUCGGCCCUAACGAAGACCGUUAUCGCAUUGAGCGACGCGUCAUCCUGGCCUCUCCUGUGGGAUUGUAUCAACUCUCUCAUUUAUGUCGAGAGUAACAAGUAUUGGCUUUGCAGAGUUAAUUUGUGUAAGCUGUAUGAGAAGCUACCGUAUCAGAAGUUAUUUUUACUGUACCCUGGUUUCCACGCAAAAAGUAAAAUAAUCGUGGAUACACUAUUUCGCCUUCUGGCCGACGAAGACCAGAGGGUGAGGCAGGCAGCUGCCCAAACUAUAACCAACAUAAUACCAAAAAUCUUCAUCUCAAAACGGCACACCCCUACCACAAUGCUCGCGCAACUGACCAAAGAGCAGAGCCAACUGUUCACCUUCAACCGGCCUGGGUUGUCACUAGACCUGGUCAAGGAUAUGUACUUCUACUUCGAUCUGCCUGAGGAACUGAGAAGUGGAGAUAUGUUGAAGGGUGGGAGUUUGAGGGCCGUUGUGGGCGAUGUUAUGUGGCGGUUGGUCGGAUGCAAUUGUAAAUUCUAUUCGCAAGGGCUACUAGAAUGCUUACAAGCCAUAUGCAAGAAGUGGUUGCCAUGGAAACACAAGGAGGCAUAUUCGGACCAAGGCAUCUUGAGCUACUGCCUCGAUAAUCUGGACUACUGCAAUGGAAGUGUGGCUAGGAGGACGUUGCUUCUUGAUAUUUGCAGGCUGGUUUAUCCAGUGGAAAUCCACAACAUAAUGUGCAAGAAAGCAACCACAGACAUAUUCGAACGCGACUCCCAAACUAAAGAAAAAUGGCAACAUUUAGACGACGAACGAGUUUCGAGCUCAGCGGAGAAGUUUCUGCAAGUGACGUUGAAAAUGCUAAACGUGCUGGUGCACUUGAUUGAGGAUGUUAACCCUAAUGUGCAUUUGAAUAAGAGUGGUAUUGCGCUACCGGGAAGCCCGGUUAGGAGGAAAAGUACAGAACCUCAACCCCGUCGCGGCAGUGUCCCAGACGGCGCAGACGACAAAAACAUGCGCAAGCGACUCCCCACACCCGCCACCAGCAUGCGACCGACUUUCGCGGGACACUUCUACACCGAACCCUUCUAUAUGAAGCUGUAUGACAAUCUGAGAGCUACGUACUCUAACCAUAAGAUAAACCUCGACCCAAAAAGCAGUAUGUUCUACGAAUUCCUAACAACAGUGCUCAAUUGCCUGGCUAUACAACUGGAACUUUCCACUGAACGCGAAUUUGGUUCAGUCACAGAAGAGCUACUCUACUACCUCAAAGUGAUAAUGCCUCUGCGUUCCGACACGACUGUGUAUUGCAUAACACAGCUAUUAAAAUGCUUAUUUGGUACUAACAUGAUAACGGAAUAUAAUGAUUUCAUGACUAUAGAAGCUUUCCCAAAGUGUGAAGAAAAAAUUGCAUUCUACGAUGAUGUUAUGUUGAUUAAUUCCUUAAGUCCUAUUGAGAGUGAAUCUAGAAGGAACAGUAUAUGUUCGAAUUCUAGUCAGAAACUUACAUUAGAUAGUAAAAAUCCGGUGAUGAUGGAAGAGCGAAAAAUGUUGAUAGCUAUGGAGAAUUUCUCUAAGAAUAAAAUGGAUAGGAAGUGGAGUACGAAUAAAAAGGAGUUGGAGAGAUAUAUUCGGUUGUUUGAACCGGUUGUGAUACAAGCUUUAAAGAGCUAUACGAUGCAAAACGACAUACCACUCCAAUGUCGCGUGUUAAGCCUUCUAAGCCAGCUGCUAACUCUGAGAGUCAACUACUGCAUGCUUGACAGUGAGCAGAUCUUCAUUGCGUUCCUUAUCAAGCAACUUGAAUAUGUGGAACAACAUGAGAUACCUAAUUGCUGUGAUCUAGUCCAUAGUAUACUGAUGUUCUUAGUUCAACUGUCUUCCUCGAAACACCACACAAAGCAAAUAAUAGAAAUUCCUAAGCUAAUACAACUAUGCGACGGUCUAAUGGCAUCUGGCAAUCACUUGGAGUGUAUAGCCGGUUUGGAGCCAGUUAUCGUCAAAAUUUUCAGCAACAUGGGUGGUGGUAGUGUAUUGGGAAGGCAGCAACAACAAGAAGCGCAGGCUACAAGGGAAGUCCUGUUUUCAAUGUUGCAAAAAACUAUGGACCGACAAAAGGUCCUAGAACUAGUAUCCUGCGUCCUCUGUCUCUCCCAAGACCACCCAGAAAGCUACUACCUCUGGUCAGAACUCGCCUGUAACACCCUUCUAAACUUGCUGGCCAGCGCGUCCAUCGAGCUGGACAGCCGGCAUGCCAUCGCGGCGCUGGAGAGGCUGAUAGAGUCCGUGUAUAAAGACGUGCUGCUGGAGCAGGGCAGGGUCGAGAUGCUGCUCAAGAUAUUGUUCAAGGCGCCUGAACAGACAUCGUCGCCCCGCAAACUGAAAAUCCGCUACCUCGCCAUAACAAUGGUCAUCCUGCGAAAAAUACUCGUUCUAAUACCAGAGAGCGAAAUACUACUAUCAAUAAACUACCUCAAAUCGUCCCAUAUUUCACCUCAAUCUAUAUUUUUCAACGUCAAACCUGACGUGGACCCGCUAAACGUCCAAAAUGUCAACGAGAACUGCGCCAAUUUGUCACCAGAUGUCAUUCUAGUCAGGUUCUUGUUCAAAACUUUGACGUUUGCUAUAACUGAGGUGGAUAAUUGCCAUGAUGCGAUUGAGUUUGGCGAUGAAGAGGGUCAGAAUGGCUUGCUGUAUGCGGUGUGCGUGAAUAUUAUUGUGCAAGUAAAGCAUAUGCUGCAUUUAACAAGUGGCUGCCUCUUCCCCCUAACAGCCAAGACCGCGCAAAGCAUCCUGCACAACGAGCAGAGCGGCCUCAACACCGGCCUGUACAGUCCCGACGAGAAUAUACCGCUGGACCUGCUCAACCUGAUAUGCCUGCGCGCCGCGCACAGGACGCCGCUGCUGACUGUACACUGGUCGCACUUGUUGAUAAGGCUAAACUUCCUAUCUCACAAAUACUGGCAGAAAUUGAUCGGGUUCGCCCGCGAUCUUCCAUUGGGAGGUGGCGAUACCCGGCCAUCGCCAGCGAACGCGCUUCAAACCGCUUGCGUUCUAGCGUACUGCGAAUACUUUGUAGAGAACGGUCUCUCGGAAGCGGUUCACCUGACAUGGCUACUUGUGAACCGAGUGCAGAUCCUAGCCACACAGUACGCUGAACGCGUGGUGCAAAGCUUAGUGUUGAAAGUACAGGAGAACGCUGGUGCUUCUAGCUUGCUCUUGCAAUGUGUGGCGGCGCGAUGUCAGGGCUGUUUAAAGGACGAAUUCGCUCUAAACAUAUACAAAAUGCUAUCGCUAUGCCACGAAACUCAGUCCGGGGCUCUAGUGUUUCUCAUCUGUCGUAUUAUCGGCAAAUUGGAGCCCGCUGUUGCUAUUCGGUUCGCAAACCUGGCAAUAGAGAGAUGCAGACUUCUGAAAGACAUGUCCGUGGAAGAUAUAAACGUGCAGCUGACUAAAGAGGACGUUCAAGUGGCUUUGGAGAUGCUGCAGAGGGAGAAAGUCCAUGUUCGAUACUCUUCGUUAGUAAUGGAACUAAAUUCUCUGGCGUCAACGGUGUUCGACUUGUCCCCACUGGACCUGUCCCAAGACCGAGCCAUCAACCCGCAGUACGUCGUCACCACGAACGUGGACGACCACUGGCUCGCCAACCAGGUUAAAGCCAGAUGCUGUCAAACCAACUGCGCUUUACCGAAGAUAUCCAAGCAAAAGGAGCUCGCUUCGCUACUACUAAAUCUGUCAAAAGACGAGCUGUCAACUGUCAUCGCGUGCCCAGAAUUUGACAGGAAACUGCUUAGCACCUUCUUCAAACUGAUCUGUGAUAAUUAUCUGAAAGAGUUUUUGGACGUGGCGUCUGCCUGCGAACGCAAAGAGUUAGAGCGAGACAACAUCAGAGAACAGAGAGAGAUGAUAAAAUUACAUGAAGAAAUGAUAUCAUCCAUGGAUAGUAAUAAAUUGAAUGUAGUCAACAGCUUACAAGUUUUCAAAAAGAGUGACAAAGAGUCAAAAUCACAAUUUUUUAUACCGGUUAAUGAAAAGGAGAAAUUCGGAAAUUUAGAAUUGACCGAUGAAGACACAGAAUUGAUUCCUCCACAGAUGUCUGAUUUAUAUGAAGUCGCUAUAACCACCUUUGACAAAAGUCUAUCUGAAAUAAUAAGGCUAUUUCCUAAGCAAAACCGGCCUUUAAGCCAAUCUGAAAACUUUAACCUAACUGUAGAACAAACAAUAGAUAAAUAUACAAGAAGAUGCCAUCAAGUGUUCCAAGACAAAUUAUUCUAUCAAGAAUUCAUUACAGUCCAAACGAUUUUAAAAGGAUUCCUAGAAUCCAUGCAAAGGACUUUGACUCUUAUAGACGAUACUGACUGCGACUUAUUAGAGAAAUGUAUAGAGAGGGUACUACCAGGAUCUUUAGCGAAGAACAUAGCGAUUUUUUCUGUGAUAUCUUUACAGUAUUUGACGUUUUUGAUAAAGAAUAAAAAACUUGUAGAGAGUCCGGUGCAUACUGAUGUAUCAUUCAGAGCUAAUGUCACUGUGACAGAUGACGUUGUAGUUGACAAUGUCAUAGUUUUGACAAUUGACAAUGUGGCGGAGGCAUUGGGCUGUAAGGAGAUAUGGAGCGGGUUAAAUUUUGACAGCAAUGUCAAUCGGACGCAGUCUGCGAUCAGCUGUUUGUACGCGAUUGUGAAGUAUCUAGUCAAGGACACCAAACCAAUAACACUAAAUAAAUACAUGACGACAGACGAAGACCCUAAACCAGACAUAAUCAUCAUAGGAGACAAACUGGUCACCCUCAUAGAGUACUGGGAAUCGAACUUGUGUACCGACGGUGCGAGCGAAGUGCUCGGCAAAUGCUAUAGGAGACCUAUUGAGAAACUACUUGUCAGCCUGGCGAGACUGGACAUAGUAAGCAACAUGGCGCUCAUACCACCCAUAGCCUGGUCUUCCGUAGAAGUGGUCUCCAAGAAGGACCAGCUCCAGAAGAUCGAUCUGCCGCUCCAGGCCUUCCAGGAUAUGGACGUUUUAGAAGCCUUUUUGUUCAGGGUAAACCUAAUCGGGUGGUCAUCAAAGAAGCAGUUCGAAGAAAUUUGGGUGGUUCUCCUCGGCGCGCUGCAGGGCAACGGCGGGCAUUGGGCCGUGCGGGGGAUAACACAGUUGCUGACAGGCGCUAGGUGCGCUAGACACGUGCCUAGAGACCUAGGCAGGACUAGUCGGGGAAUCCAUCGACUGCGCAACAUUCUAGUCGGCACUUCCUUCCUCUCUCAACUGGACAACAUCAACUUGGAACGGAUCCCGCUUUUGAACGAUGACGCGCCGAGCUACCAUUGUGCUGAAUACAAUGCAGAUUACCUCAAACUGGCUGCGGACAUCACAGACUACGCGCCAUACUUCGUAAGAAAAGAAGUGAAGCGAGCAAGAAAGAACAGAGACGUCGACGUGAACAGCUGUUUGCAGCUUCUGAUGGAUGUUACUUCUCAAAUGCUAGAUCCUAAGGCACCAACAGGCUUAGCGACCCGCCUAGCCCUACUGACCAGCCUAAUCUACUGCAGCGACGUAUACAGCGACGCGUCUCAGUGGCGGUGCGGCGCCGCGCAGCUCAUAGCCCUGAGCGGGGCGCGGGGCGAUAUUACCCAGUACAGUGCGGCCGGGAGAGCUCUACUCGCCGCCAUGCAACGGGCGUUGUGUGUGGAGAGGCAUGACACGCAGGAACUCCAAACAGUCCACCAGAAGCUCCUAAAAUCCCUGACCUCCCCGUACGCCCCGCUGCGUCAGGCGGCGCUGCAGGGGUGCCUGCUGCAGCUCAGCGGCUCGCGGCGGGUCGUGGCCGCGCCGUCGCCCUACCAGGAGCUGGUGACCCAACUGGCGCACCACGUACGGACUCAUCUGCCACAUGACACCAGAUUGUCCCUGUACGAACAGAGCCUCUACUGGGCCGUCCUGUUCACACUGAUAGAGCUCGGACAUCCGGACCUCAUAAAUAUCGCUGUGGAUUUCGUGCUAGCCAAGCCUAGGCAUUACUGCAUAGAUCUAGUUGUCAAGGGCAUCUCAAACACAAUCCGACAGCAGGUGUUGCCAAAAGAGCUGAAAAACACUGUGAUAGAGAAAUUGACGGAAAAUACCAAGAAAUAUUCGGAGCGGCACGCCCUGAUGAUUCUGAUGGUGCAUCUGUUCUCGGCCGACAACAAACUUCUAAGCCCAAAACUGACCUCGGACGUGUCGAACAUGGACCCAGACAUCCUAAUGAACUCAAUGGAACGCAUAACCCUCCUCUACAAACUCCUACGUAAAUCCGAAACGCCAGAGACCAAGCAAAUAAUAACGAACGCACUUAAAUACUUCUUGAGAGAGACGCUGCCGCCCGCGGCGACGCUGAGUCGAGUUGUGAUCGAGUUUCUCGAGACUUGUAAGGAGAGCGAGAGGGAGAAGAUGGCGGUGCUUAGUGAGAGGGAGAGGGGGAUAGAGAGUGCGGUGUUGAAUGCUGAAGUUGUUUUUGAGGUAUUCGAGACAUCAGUAACCCAAGACCAGCUCCCGGUCCUGAGCGGCUGGAUCUUCGAGGCGCUCUGCCAUCUCCUCCACGGCAAAAUAUCCCCAAACCUCCUCCCCUACACUUUACUAACACUCCUCGUCUCCGCUUCGUCCACCAAACACAUACGCAAAAUCAUUCCUCUAUGCUACUACAUAUUAAGGCUAGGUUUCCACAGAUGUGCUGAUGUGGAUUUUGGGUAUUUUACUGAUUUUGUAAAGUGUAAGGAGGGGAUGAGUUUUAAUGAUAGGAGGUUGCUGUGUGUGGUGGCGAAGCAUUCUGGUUUUAGUGGUGGGCAGUUGGAGAGGUUGAAAGAGCUUUGUAGUAGCAAUGAUUGUUUGAGUGAUGUUAUGAUGUGUUUGGAUGCUUAAAGAACCGAAUUUGCAUCGUGUAUGUUUAAGUAUUUUACGUCAAAAAUAGGACAGUGACGUAGGAAGUGGUGAUUAUUGAUAAUGUUCUACAAUUUCUUGUCGGACUAUACACAGUGACGUCUUUUAUCAGUUUUUGUCAUACAUUUUGCUGAUUCAACAACUUUCGAACAGUGGUGUGACCGAACCUUAUCUGUUUUAUUUAACUAAAUUAACUACUAACGACUAAAUAGUGUUUAAAGUUUAUAAAAUACAUAUGUAUGUUAGUCUGUAAGGUAUUUGUAAGGGCCUUGUCGCCUGAAUUAAAUUUCUAAAUAAAAUAAAUUAACGCAUGCGACUUAUAGUCAAGAAAAUGUAGAAAAUUAUUGAGGGCGCCACUUCCUACAUAACUGUCACAUUUUUGACGUGAAAUGCUUAAACAUGGCAAUAUUUUAGUAUGGAUUUUUUUAGUUCCAUUUUAUUUAAUUUCUACUAUUUUAUGUCGCACUAUUCACACUGAUAAUAAACCUUUGGUCAAAGAGACAUGGAUGUAAAACCGCAAUAAUAUGUCAUUUUACUAGCAAUUCAGCAAUAUGGUUCUCAGAUUUAUUUAUAUCAAUAGUUUAAAAACUACCGUGUGCACUUUUAUAUUUAGAAUUUUAAUGCAAUGUGAUUUUCGAGAUGAUACUUAUAUUAUAAUUAUUUGUAUACCACGUAGAUAUUGUUUACUUUUGUUCGGUUAUUUUAAACAAUUGUUAACUUCUGCGUUUUUAAUUAUUGUUACUACCAUAUACAUCGCAUAUGGAAAUAUAUUCGUGAAUAAAAUAAUUUCAUUCAUUCAUAAAAAGGUGCCGAAACGUAGGGGUAAAUCGAAAAUAUACAUACCUUUUUUUUAACACAUUCAUUGCCACUAAGUGCUACGGGAUACGCUCGUAGCGCGUAGCCACGGUUUCGCUGUAUCUACAUACGGUGAAACCGUAUAGCGGCGUAGUCGCCACGAACAGUGUACCCGACAGUCGGGUUCUUGGCCCUGAAUGUGAAAAUACCUAUACAUAGUGUACAUGGUAAUAGUAAAAAUUAUAUUGAGUGAGGUUCUCAAAAUAGGAGUAAAUAGCAAAAAAAAGGUUGAAAAAAAAAGUUGAAAGAUAAAACACGUUACUAUGAAUGUAUUUGUCUGAAUACUCUGAACAUAGAUCAAUCUAAACGUUUUAAUGAAAUAUAUUUUUAAGAAUAUAAUGUUUACAUAAUUUUAACUUGCGUAAUGGCUUCCAAAGCGAUACAGAAAUGACGAGUAUAUUGUGAAAUUUUAAUCACCUCCUUUUUUAAGGCAAUUAUGUAGUUUUUUAUGAUUCGAAGGAUCAUAAUUAAUUCAAGAGAUUCACUCACACAAUUAUCACUACACCUUAUAAAACAAAGUACCCCACCGCGUCUGUCUGUUUGUGUGUAUGUAUGUUCGCGAUAAACUCAAAAACUACUGGACGAAUUUUCAUGCGAGUUUCACCCAUCAAUAGAGUGAUUCUUGAGGAAGGUUUAGGCGUAUAAUUAGUAGUUUAGUAGUAUUUGUUAAGGUUUUGUGUAACCCGUGCGAAGGCGGGGCGAGUCGCUAGUAUGCAAUAAGUUUGUAUGCUUGUAGUGACGCUGGUGAAUGAAAUGAGACAUAGUGUAGAACCCAUUCAUAGACACCCAAAAUACGAAACAUCCAGUUUUUGAAGGUAUUUGGAUGGUCCUGUAAAUAUAUUACCUAUGUAGGAUUAUCCGAUAUUUCAACUGGUACAGUCAGAAGCAAUAAUUGCUAAGCGGGCGAGUUGUUCAAAAUGAUCUUGAUGCGACAUUAUUGAUAAGAGAAUAAAAGCGCAUCAAGGUAAUUUUGAACACCUCGCCCGCUUAGCAACUUCUGCUGCUGACUGUACCUACUUCUAAGUUACAAAUCGGGGCGAUAUAUGCCUCGGGUAUUUUUCAUAUUUUCGAAAUUAUUUUCUUUCUAGCGAACCAUUUGUACAGUGAGCUGUAAAAUUGCAUGAACACAUUGUGAAAGGCAUCUAAAAGUGGCCAUGUACUUUUGCAACUGGGUGUACCUAUUUGUGUAAUAUCAUUAGUUUGAGCGCUUUGAUUUAGUUUUUUGUAAAGUUAUUUCACCUUAGCGCCACAUAUAAAUUUAAUAAAGAUAGUAUUUUCAUAAAGUAACAAAUUGGUUUAUUAAUUUGACUAAUCGAAACAUAGAUGGCGCUAGUUUAUCUUAGUGUAAGCAAUAAGGGGGAAUAACAACUAACUCCGAUCUCACCAGCUAUGCUUAUAUUGUAAAAUAGACUUUCGUGUAGUGGAAAUAAGUUGCAAACUCGAACGAAGAGAAAUGUGAGAUGGGAGCUUUUUAAAAUUAUUUUUGACAAGUCCUUUUUAGAGACGAGCACUGUAGUGUUAGUAGCCUUAACGUUGUAUAAUUGGUAUAUUUUAUAGGAAAUUAUGUUAUUUAUCAUCGCUUCAGCGAGAAGUAA
Messenger RNA from Cydia splendana, 11831 nucleotides. RefSeq names its product huntingtin-like (gene htt). Bases 139 to 9363 code for a protein of 3074 amino acids. The record is from RefSeq and is a predicted model, not a curated record. The transcript has 45 exons. Gene Ontology annotation, cellular component: nucleus; cytoplasm. NCBI's taxonomy places the organism in Eukaryota, Metazoa, Arthropoda, Insecta, Lepidoptera, Tortricidae.